AUGACGAGCGGUUUUGUGUGGUGUAGAGCGGUGGUGUGUGUGGUUAGGAAAGGGCAGGGCAACAUCCUGCUGAGCGACUUGGGGGCAAAGCUGGGCGACUUUGGGGUGGCGGCACAGCUCACCCGCACCAUGUCCAAACGCAACACGUUCAUAGGCACGCCCCACUGGAUGGCACCGGAGGUGAUUCAGGAGAGUCUGUACGACGGCAAGGUGGACGUGUGGGCGCUGGGCAUCACUGCCAUUGAAAUGGCCGAGGUGCUUUUCAUGAUCUCCAGAGAACCUUCACCCACAUUAGAGGACCCCGAGAAAUGGUCCCUUUUAUUCCACGAUUUUGUGGCCAAGUGUUUGAUCAAGGAGCCCAAGCAGCGCCCCACCACGCCAGCACUACUGCAGCACAAGUUCAUCGAGAGGUGCAAGGACACGGCUGUGGUGCUGAAGAAGCGGAUCGACCAGGCCAAGGCGAUGAGAGAAGAGGCAAAGAAGCAACGGCUAGCUGCCGCUGCCCUGGAGGAGCAGAACAGCGUUUCGGAAGAUCCCAUGGGCACGGGCACAGUGAAGCAGAGGGGAGGCAGCAUGGGGGGGACAGUGAAGGCAGCAGCACUUAGCUGUGUCUUUUCCCCUUCCCUGCGUCCUUCCCCUUUUCCCUCCCCCAUGGCCAUUUCGGUCCCCCAGUCCAUGGGCACAGGCACGGUGAGGCAGAGGGGAGACGCCAUGGGGGGGACAGUGAAGGCACGCUCUGCACCAUCCGCCUAUGCUGAUGAUGAUGAACCUGAUUUCGGCACGUUUGUGAACAAGGAUUAUGAGUCCGAGGAUGAGGCGAUGGACACGGGCACGAUGCGUGUCGCCAGGUCAGACGAGCCGUCCGCCAAGUCAGCAGCCGCCACGUCAUCAGCGGAGGGCGUGGAGUCGUCUUCGGAUAACAUCGGCGCUGCGCUGGCGGCGUUGGGCGGGCAGCGCAAGGCCAAGCCGGCCCAGGCCAACAAAGUCAGCACAUCCCUCUGGUUCACCAUCUCCCUCUGGUUCACCAUCUCCCUCUGGUUCACCAUCUCCCUCUGGUUCACCAUCUCCCUCUGGUUCACCAUCUCCCUCUGCUUCACCAUCUCCCUCUGGUUCACCAUCUCCCUCUGGUCUGCUCCGUCCCGCAGGGCAGAGAGACCUCCAGUGCCCCCGAAGCAAGCAGCAGCAGCGGGCAUGGAACUGGAGGCGAAGAGGAGGAAGGGCACGGAUUUCUUUGCGGGGGCGAGACAGGCGAUGGAGGAUGGGACGAGGCAAGCCAUUGCUGAUAGCACCCGCCCCGCUCAAAGAGCCAGUCCUGGGCUGCAGGAUAAGCUAUCAGCGGUGUAUGCAGCGGGCAACACGGUCCCCAUCCCCUUCCUCCGAGCAUGCGACAUCUCCCCUCUCUCCCUCAUCGCCUCAUCCGGCCCCGACGGGGCUCCCUUUGACCAGUGUGGGCUGGAGGCGAUUCAAGAGCUGUCAGGGAGUGGUGGGCUGGCAGGCAGCAAGGGCGCCAGACGAACACCUGCUGCUGAGGUGCCACUACCCCCCAGUGUGUACCGCAGACUAGCCAACAGCACCACCCUCCCCAAUCUCGCCCGAGCGCUGGCGUACCAUAAACAGUGUUUGGACGAGAUGCCUCUACAAGGAUGGCAAGUAACACAAGAGAAGGCCAUCAUACACAACCUAUCUGACACCAUACGGACUAUUCUCCGCCUAUAA
Molecule: messenger RNA, 1716 nt
Organism: Closterium sp. NIES-65
Lineage: Eukaryota; Viridiplantae; Streptophyta; Zygnematophyceae; Desmidiales; Closteriaceae
Source: the annotation of a GenBank genome assembly